AUGGGGAUCCUACUGCAGGCAGACGCCUGGCAGGACUCAGCGAGCUCCGGUCCCCAACGCGGUAGCCAGCGCAGAAGCCCGAACCCGAGACAGAGGGACCGCGCGCGGGGAAAGGUGCGCGCUAAGCCAGAUUGGCUUCCGCAGGAGCUAUUUUUAGCGGUGCGUGGCUCCCCCCGCCCCCGGCGUGGUAGCCUCCGGCUCGCGGCGCCCCGCGGCUCCUCUCGGUCUCCCCCGCCGCUGCCGGCUCUUGGCUGCUGGGCGUUGGGGCGAGGGCUUGGCGCCCGGGGGAGUCCAGGAGGCAUAGCGGGAAGCGCGGCUGGCGCCCAGGAGAGCCGGCUGGCCUCUGCCCCCUGUGCCUGGCGCCUCUCCGAGCCACUUAGCCAAUUUGAAAGCGGGUGGCCAUUGGGAUGCUCGAGCGGGGACGACGGGCAGAGCAGGAGGGCAGAACUAGCUCCAGCGGGGGCCCUGAGGGCGGACUUGGGAAGAAGGAAAGACCGCUCUGCGAGGGAGGGGACUGGGCGGGGAGGCUGGGUUUGGGGCGCGGGAGCCCGGCCAGGGACAGCCGCAGAAGGAAAGUGGGGGUGUCGCCGGGGGAUAGAGUGGGAGCAGCGUGAGAGCACAGUGUUGGGGGCGCAGAGUGGAGGGCAAGCGUGUCUUGACCAGAGCGGCAGGAGGAUGGGUGGAAAGUGGGGCGCGUGGAAAGCGGAUUUGGACGAAAGCAAAGGACGCCGGUGGAAGGGACAGUGUGCUCCGGAGGGAAGAGUGGACUCGGAUAAUUUGGGGAAUCAGUACAAGGUUAGGGGGCACAUCAUGAUGGAGUCAGCCUGGAAUCUGUCUCCGGUUAAAGUACGCGAGGCCACAUGUUGGGAACUGGCUGGGGAAAAGGAUGGAUGUAGAAAGUGGCCUGGAGGGCCGACUGGAAAAUCGCUGAGGGAUUUGGGUGAAGAGAAGGGGAGCUGUGCAGUAUCGGGCGGAGGAACUGGGCUGCUGGUAGGGCCUGAAAGGUUCAGGAGAGGGUUGGAGGCUUCCCCGUGCUUCCCCCUUGAAUAGUGAUUUAGUACUGUUCUGUGAGGUUCACUUUCACCCAGGCUCCUCCUCCGUCUACUACCUGGCUUGGACGCACCUCGGCUCGCUGUAGGCGAGCUUGUAGGAGAUUUAAAUAGACAUCAGGUGGUGGGGAAGGUAGUCGUUUACGGUGGGGGGAGCUGCUCGGGCUUCCCUUAAGUGGUUCCCGGCACGCUCAGGGUGCAGUGUAGGGUAUGAAUGUGUGUAUUGCGAGGGUAGGGUGGGGUAGGGGGAGUGGUGUCAGUUCUAGGCCACAGGAAUUCAUGGUCUGGCCCCAGAGGUGCGGUGUUUUUGGCCGGGAAGUCAGGCAGAAGUCUGCAGCGUGCAACUCGCGGCGGGGCGUGUGUGUGCGUGUGUGCUCUCGCGUGUGCAUGUUUCCGGCCCGGGGUCGCGUGUGUGGCUGCAGCCUGUCUCCAUGACAAGAAGAUCCAGGGAUCUACGGGCGGCACGGGGAAGGGAUUAAGGGGAACAUGCUUCCCUACGUCUUUUCUGCCUCCUUUUCCCAGGGUAGCAUUCUUUGCUUAUCCAAUGAUGCCUCUUUCUAACCUCUCCCUCUCCCCUUACAUCCCAAACCUGAUGCGGGUCUUCUCUGAUUCGGCACUCUAAGGAGGACUCAGCUGCCGGCUGCGACCACCGUGGACUCCCUCUAUGGAAGGGAAUCCUGGGAGUCCCGGCUGUCAGAGGGGUUCCCAAAUCCAAAGGGUCCAUCUCCAAGGCGUCACUCCGGGGGUCCGCGGUUCACUCUGCUGCCCCUUGCAGGUGAUGCUGUGAUUGUUGCCUGCGGGCAGGGAAGCACGAUGGCUCCAAAAGGCCAGCGGGGCCGAGAAGCAGGGACAGGGACCAGCAUUUAAGGGAUCUCUGGCGGGGGCCUCCCUGGAGUUCUCCGCAUGUAAAUAUAGCGGAAAAAGAAAACACUAGGUUACUAGAAUAAACACGUCCUAAAAUCUCUAUGCAAAAACGCCGUUUUGAACAGCAAAGAUUUCACCCACCAAAACAAGGAGGCAAGAAGCUUCCACAGUGUGCGGGAUCCGAAACAGGACCGGCCCGGCGUUGGGUGAGAGUGGGGGAGGGGUUGUCGGCUUCUCCAUCCAGCUUGCCAUGUUCUGUCGUCGGUUUCACAUUUUCAGAGAAACUUUAUCAGAUGCAGGAAAUGAGGAUGAAGGCAACAUAGGAAGGAUGCAAAGAAGGGAGAGCAAGCACUGUACCUACUGUUUGCUGUCAAAGAGGGCUGGUCUCAUAACUAAAAGAUCCAGUCCCUGAGAUCUUGUGUGCAACCGUCAGAAAUAGUUCAGGACAUCAAAUUGCACAGAGAAGAUUCAGAUGAAGGGAAACAAGAACUCUGUGGAAAACUGUUGGGGACAGUGGCACGGGUUGUCUUGCAAGGUGAUGUCUGUCCCGUGGAGGGACACAAGAGCGAGGACAGCACGGUUCUAAUGGCCAGGGCAUGUCUUCUUAUUCCAUGUGACAGUGGCUGGCUGAGUUGCUAGUACGUUUUUGAAAUAUACCCUUUGAGAUAUGUUGAUUAUUCUGGACAUCUGUAAGGUGGGAAAUUUGAAUAAAAAGACUUCUGCUGUCAU
Messenger RNA from Nomascus leucogenys (northern white-cheeked gibbon), 2642 nucleotides. RefSeq lists its product as uncharacterized. Lineage: Eukaryota; Metazoa; Chordata; Mammalia; Primates; Hylobatidae. The record is from RefSeq and is a predicted model, not a curated record. Bases 1 to 1050 code for a protein of 349 amino acids. The transcript has 2 exons.